Molecule: messenger RNA, 1526 nt
Organism: Alternaria rosae
Lineage: Eukaryota; Fungi; Ascomycota; Dothideomycetes; Pleosporales; Pleosporaceae
Exons: 2
Coding region: 262-1269 (335 amino acids)
Source: RefSeq, a predicted model, not a curated record
CGCCAUUUGCGAGCCGUUCUCGUCCGAUCCACCUACUGCCGUGAUUCGCACACCGCGUUUCUUCAUGCUCGCGUGUUCGACUUUUCUAAUUCGCUUUUGCUAAUGACACUUCUAAUGCCCGUUUCUUUUCUGCAGUGAUUAGCUUUUGCUUCGUCGUUCUUUCUUCGCUCGCCACUUUCUUUCUCGUAAGCUGCUGGGCAGCCCGGCCACCUUCGCACUACCGACUUUAAUUUUCCGGCGUCGACUAAUACUACCUCGACCAUGUUUUUCAAGAGCGCUUUUGUAGGCACUCUGCUUGCUGCUGGACACGCAACUGCCUUCAAGGGUCCCCAAGUGAACGCGCUUCUCGAGCCGGGCCAGGACGUGGAGGAGGUACUUCGGAGGGACGCAGAGCUCAUGGCAACCCUUACUCAAAGACAAGAUGCCAACUCUGCCGAUACAGCACCACUAGCAUCGCUGACACCCGCGACUGGUGAUGCGUCGGGUGUCGAUCAAGCGAAGUGGGAGCAACAGACAAAGGAAGCAUGUAUGAGCACGCUCAGCAACCUUAACGGCCAAGCGUCGAACCCGAGUGGAAUCGCCGUGUGCUACAACUUACCUUUCCUUGACAACAAGACGGGUGUCUUCCAGGCGGAGCUCCGAAUGUAUAAUGUAUCAGCUCCCAUCAACCCAUGGGUUGGCGUCACCGCGGCCGAUGUCAGCAUGACACUUUCGUACCUCGGUGCGACUGUGCAGAACAUGCAAGGCAACUUCACCAAGCGGGAUCUCAGCUGGCCAGUCAGUGAGGGUAUGCUGGUGGAGAGACAGGACAUCAACACCAUGACGGAACUCAAGGUCCUCAUGUAUGUUGGAAGGAUCAAUGAGAACCUGAUGGGCUCAGCCAUGACCCAAGAAUCCCUCCAGCCCCUUCUCAUCCCACAAAUCGACCUCGCUGCGCGAAACCCUGCUACCGGCCAGGACGUCGAGACUACACUCUCUUCCCAAGAGGCAUCAUUCGUCAACGGCAUCUUCUCCAAAGCAGGCAACGCUCCCACCAACGCAGACCCCCAAGCAGCAGCAUCCGCAUCCGCUGCCGUCUCAUCGGCCGCGCCAUUCAUCAUCCCCGGAACUGCCUUGGCUUUCUUCCCAAUCGGUCUGGUCGUCACAUCAGUAUGGGCGCUCUUCUUCUUCCUUGCCGUUGGAUUCGGAACAUACGGUCGCAUCCAAUACCGUGACCAAUACAGGAGGCGUGUACGCGCUGAGUUGGCACGUGGCGUCCGCACCAUCUAAUAUUCGACUUGGUGUCUCUGUUCAUUGCUUCGCUAUUUCUAAGAGCUAGUAUCGGAAAUUUAGGCUACUAUGAAGAUUACGUUCGCUGCUAUACCCCUUCCCUUUUACACCUUGUACAUAAUUCUGGUGGCGAUGGAGCUAGCUCCUCGCACCAUCUUCCCAGCAGCAUCCCGGCGAUGAGUCCCUACAUGUUCUCAGCAGCGCGAUAGAAAAGCACAUUCAAGCAAGUAAAACAAUGGAAAAUUCAGUAUUGUCGC